AUGCAUACCCGGCGGAUAUCAGUGGGUGGAGGAGCGGAGCACGAACGGCCGGUGGUGGUCAGAAAUGAGCUCGUCAAUUUGGCGGUUGAGGCCGAAAGGCGGUCAAAAGGGUUAGAGGUUCGACCGCAUUUCACCCCUGACUUCCUGGUGGGGUCAAAGUGGUAUAAUUUACCACCAACUGGCGGAGAAAUUUCCGUCGAACUUAAGGGGAAGGUGGAGUUGCAAGCUAUGCCCUUAAGAGUGUUGGUUGAAGGUGAAUAUAGUGGUCAAGAGUGUCAGUUGAUGCAAAAUUGGACUUGGGAACAAUUGAAAGCCUGA
Molecule: messenger RNA, 318 nt
Organism: Puccinia graminis f. sp. tritici CRL 75-36-700-3
Lineage: Eukaryota; Fungi; Basidiomycota; Pucciniomycetes; Pucciniales; Pucciniaceae
Exons: 5
Coding region: 1-318 (105 amino acids)
Source: RefSeq, a predicted model, not a curated record